Molecule: messenger RNA, 2802 nt
Organism: Iphiclides podalirius (scarce swallowtail)
Lineage: Eukaryota; Metazoa; Arthropoda; Insecta; Lepidoptera; Papilionidae
Source: the annotation of a GenBank genome assembly
AUGGAUGAUUUGACUCCAUUAAAAACUGAUCAUAAACAAGUAUUUACUGUGUUGGAAAACUCUACGUUAACCUCAAGUUUAAAACAUAAAAAUACUGUUACAAAAUACACAAAGUUACCACAUUUUGAUUCUAAAGCAUCAUGGCCUCAUCACAAUCAUGUAUUACGUCCACGGUUCCGGCGCAUUGUUACACUAGAAGAUCAGCCGACUGAAACAACCAGAUCAAUAAAACAAAAGAUAAUAACCCCAAAUAUGAUUACAACAAAUAGCCCCAAACGAAAAAUUAAGAUUAUCACCAUAGAAGAUGAUGCUGAUUCAAAUUAUUUUUCUAAUUUAUCCAAAGAUGUUAAGAAGACUGCAACAUUAAAUUGUACAAAUAGAGCUAUUCAGGCAAACUACACUGAUGGAAAAUCACAAGGUUUACAAAAAGCUAUUUCUAGAAUUACUGGCUCGACAAAGCAUUUAAAUUCAAGAGAAACAAGACAUCACACAACAAAAUCUAAAGAUUUAUGUAAUAAAAACCAGAUUAAUAAACAAAGUUUUAAACAGUUGCACAACAAAGAAAUAAAAACAUGUGAAAAUGACAAAAGGGUAAAAAUGUUUCACACAAAAGGAAAAGAUAUGUCACAAAACGUCAAAAAGUCAAACAAGUCAAAAAUUAGUACGAGUAAAAAUUUCCAGAGGGAACUCAAUUUUAUCGAUUCAUUUUUUGAGUCCCUUCAAUACUUGGAGACACUCUCGGAAAGAAGUUUCACAGAUGUAAACUUGAACAGUUUGACUUACAACAAACCAUUCAAAGACAAUAAACAUUCUGGGUAUUUCACAAAUUUUACAAAGAUUGAAAAUGGCCCUUGUGUUGAUGAUACUGAAACAAUGGCCACCAAGAGUCUUUGUCAGCUCAACUUACUCAUUCAUAAUGAGCAGAGACGAGCAAGAGAUUUUUUAUUUGUACUUAAAAUGCAAGAAGAUGUUCUGAAGGACUACAUAAAGUCUCAAAUGCUAUGGUUGGAGAAGAAAAAGAAGCAAGACAAUACGGACAUAUCGGCACUGAAGAAAAAACAACGUGGCGCUUUACUGAAAUUGCAGCAUGAAUGUGGUGAAAUGCAAAGGAUGCGCAAAGCGUUGCUCACUCUUUCCGAAAAACGUAAAGUUGCGCUUAUGAGGACGAAAAAGAAUAUCGAAAUGAAAUUGAAAAACAAUGUAAAUGUUGAACAAAUUCUCCUGGGGAAGAAGAAGUUGAAGCGCAACACGGCGUCUGACCGCUGCGUAACUCCCAUAAAAUGUUUCGAACUCUCGAGCAGUUGUGAAGACUCUACCACCUCUCGGACGAAGACUGAUUGUGCCUGGUAUAGUACGGUCAUUGCUGAAUCAACAAUAAAUCGCAAUGAAAAAAGUGUCACCAGCGCCGAGAAGAGCAUACAAACCGGCGACAGCAUCUCUGCAGUUGAUGCAAAUAAUCAAUCGACAGCUACCGCGGCUGAAAAUUGCAUUGUGGUCGAUGGGGGAUAUUUAAACAUACUAUUUCACAAUCUGUCUGUUCCGCAAAUCUUUAGCAGCGGCAAACAGUACGAGGUCAAUGAGGAAGCCCUGAAGAACAUCGUGAACUCAUCGAAUGCCUGCAGCAAUAUAUCAAAAGAUACGGACGCAAUUGAAAAGUUCAUAGAACAGGUGAAGAACCACGAAACGGAGGGCUCGAGCGGCGCUUCCACGGCCCAUAGUCUGGUCGAGGAGUUUGACCAGUACUACAAAUGCCUCGACGACGAGGACAAGUCGUUGGCGAACUCGCCCGACUCGGAAGGCCACGAGGGUGAGCUCAAAGAAGCAGAGAGCGACCGCGAAAAAUGCGACCACGAUGGAGUCUCUAUAAUCACGAUGGAGGGCGACGACGGCUUGCUGACGCGGUUGAGCGAAGUCUACGAGGCCGAACGUUCACGCGUCUGUGAGCCAACUGCUGUGUCUGUUGAGGUUCAGACUUACGGGGUCCCGGUGGUAGGAGCCAGCGUCGCGGGGCCGCUACCCGUACCCGCGGGAGAGGCAGCUAUCGAACCGCAGGCGGACCAGACCCAAUGGACACCCUCAAAAUUAUCAAGCGACACAGAGAGCUCUCAAAAUGAUCAGGUUUUCUACCCGAAUAUAACACCUAUACCUCAAUAUACAUCUCCAGUGCUCCAUGAAGCAGAAGAGUUGCGACGUCAACAAUUAGCCAUUGAAAGAGAGAUAAAAGCCUUAGAGCAGCAGCAGUGUCUUCUUGUCGUACGUGAGAUACCAGACAAACCGCCACCUCCUUAUACUCCACCAUCUGAAACCCGAAUGCCGAAGACUCCUCAUAUGUUCAUGAAGGAUGGAGUGACAGAAGAAAAGAUUCACAAACAUUUUGUUGACUUAUCAACAGACAUUUUUGAUAUCAGUGACCCUUUUGAUGGCUUUGUCAAAGACUUUUGUGACGAGAGCAUUCAGAGGCAGCGGUCUGGAAUAAGUGAUAAGCCAUGGGAUGCUUACAAUUUGCUUCCUCAGAGACCCCAACCAGAUACCAAAAAGAUAGUGGAGAAGACAUGCACAGAACUAAAAGAAGUGCUUUCUGGGGUAACACCCACUUAUGUGUCAGGUGUCAGUUCCAGACGAACAGACCACAUCGACGAUAUAUUGUAUGCAGAGUGGCGACGUUGUGAGCCAGAAUGGACUUCUCUUCAUACCGAUGAAGCUUUAGUCAAAAACCAACUCUUUGAAAGUAUAUUUGAAAAAAUCCUCACCGAGACCAUUGGUGAAUACAAAAAAAUAGUGUGCAAUGAUUUGACAAAAAAG